AUGGCUGGCAAAGAAGAUGUGGAGCAUGCCCGUCGCUACGAAGCUCCAUACAGCGAACGACACCCAAUUCCUACCAUAUCGAAAUAUAGAGAGGAAAGGGAGGCGAGACAGCAAGAUGCACUAAAGAGCGGUAUAGACGGCCCAGACAAACGUCCUUCUCAGACCGAAGAAAGAGAAGCUUGGAGUCCCGAUGACGAAGUAGAAGAUCUUGAGUCUGGCAACGACGAGGCAUCUAUCCAGGAUACAUCGCAAGUUGACCCUGCCGCAAUCAAUCCACGAAAAAAGAACAAGGAUUCCAAAAAAGAAAGGGCGGAACGCGAGGUCACGGAUCCAGUCACUCAUCUCCCUGUGAAGAUUCACGACUUCACUGAUAGCGCUCUCAAAGAACUGGACGUGAACGAGGACCCGUUUGAACAAGCAAAAAGAACCUCGAGUGGUAUAAGUGAGAAGAACAAGUCUGACGCCGAACUACGCAAGGAACAAGAUGGUUCACAAGAGAAACACCAUGCCUUGAUGAAUCAGUUCCCGCCACCGGACCUCGAUUUCUUACGCAAGGAAGUCGUUGCAGCAAGCAGCCGCGGGUUUGCGAUUUCUUUAGCCGGUGCAUGCGGCAUCUUGGUCACCACCUUUAUUAUUCGCGAAGUAAUUUUCACAAAUGCACAUCAAGAUGGAGGAUGGAAAGCUGUUGCUCAACGGUUAUUACCGUGGCUUGCUCUGGUUACUGUUAGCGCAGGGAUAUUUGGUGUCUUCAUCUUCGGUGUGAGGGAUUGGACGGCCAAAAAGGUCGACAGCGCAAUCCAAGACGAGAUCUGGCGCUCUCAGCGCCGGCAGAUGAACCGCGAAGUCAAGAAAUACGAAAGGGAGACUACUCUAUGGCUCAAUUCCUUGCUGAGCUCAGUAUGGCCGCUCAUCAACCCCGACCUCUUUACCAGCUUGGCAGACACGCUUGAAGAUGUUAUGCAAGCCUCCUUGCCCAAAAUGAUACGCAUGGUCAGCGUAGAAGACAUUGGCCAAGGCAGCGAAUCGCUGCGCAUCCUCGGCGUUCGGUGGCUGCCCACUGGAGCUGCUGCACAAGCCGUAACGGAAGAUGGGAAGAUUAUCUCACACAAGGAUAAGGACAGUCGCAGCAAUUCGGAGCUGGGUGAUUUUAUCAACCUGGAAGUUGCCUUUGCAUACAGGACUCGAUCAACCAGCAAGUCAUUCAAGGAGCGAAGCAAAAACAUGCACCUCUACCUGGCCUUUUAUAUGCCCGGAAACUUGAAGAUACCUGUCUGGGUUGAUUUGCAUGGAGCAGUUGGCACCAUGAGGCUGCGCCUGCAGCUGACGCCUGAUCCCCCAUUCUUCGAUCUCUGUACUCUGACACUUCUCGGCCAACCAAAAGUAGAUUUAAGCUGUGUACCCCUGAACAAGCAUGCCUUGAAUCUUAUGGAUGUACCCUUCAUUAGCAAUUUCGUGCAAUCGGCAGUUGACGCAGCCAUGGCGCAGUAUGUCGCUCCAAAGAGUCUCACGCUAGAUCUCAAAGACAUGCUCGCCGGUGAUGACUUCAAAAAGGACACAUACGCCAAAGGUGUUCUUAUGGUCAAUAUCAAGCGUGGUUACGAUUUCAAGAUAGGAGAUUCAGGCAUACCACUUAUCAAAGACUCUAGCUCAGAUCCAUAUGUGUCUGUUGGAUGGGCAAAAUUUGGCAAGGUUCUCUGGAGCACGCGCAUUUUACUGUCUGAAAUGGAACCAUACUGGGAUGAGACUUGUUUUGUGCUGGUCACCCCUGAAGAGCUAAACAUCAACGAAAGGCUCCGCAUUCAGCUUUGGGACUCUGAUCGGUUUACGGCGGAUGACGACCUCGGGAGAAUUGAGGUUGACCUCAAAGAGCUGAUGCAAAACGAAGAGUCGAAUGGGCGCAUGUGGCAACGCACAGAUGGAUUUAGAGCACUAAAGUCUGGCCACGACAUGCCGGGGAAACUUGAGUGGAGUGUUGGAUACUUCUCAAAAGCAAGACUUCAGAAAUGCCAAUUUGAGAAGCAGACCCACGACCCAGAAGUCAGAUCAAUGAAGCAGCUUGAAGAAAAAGUCAGCAACAGCUGCGAACGGAAACUUCGCGAAGCCAUGCUCAAACAUUCAUCGUCUGAUCGCGAUGAUAGCGAGCUAGAGCAGCAGAAGAUGCAGGAAAUGAAGUCAGAACAAGAUGCGAUGAUCAUAUCGGCGCCGCCGCCAGACGGAUAUCCAAGUGGCAUCCUCAGUCUGCAGAUUCACAAUAUCACCGGACUCGAAGUUCCCACACUAAAUAAAAGCUUGAAGGACAAAGAUGGGAAUGCCAGCGACGAAGAGACUGGCGAGGGUCUCCCCAGCGCCUACUGCACAGUAAUCGUUAAUCAUAAGAAAACCUACAAGACGCGAACCAAGCCGCAAAACACAAAGCCAUUCUUCAACGCUAUUUGUGAGCGCUUCAUUCGGGACUGGAGAUCCUGCGAAGUCUACGUCUCCGUGAGGGAUGCCAGGUUGCACGAGGACGAUCCAUUAUUGGGCAUCGUCCAUCUGCCUCUGAGCGAAGUGUUCAAGGAGCGUUCUCAGAGAAAUGGCUUCUGGCCCAUAUCUGGAGGCAUUGGCUAUGGGAAGAUCAGACUCUCCAUGGUAUGGCGCAGCGUCCAACUUCAAGCGCCGCGCAACCUCGUCGGAUGGCAGUACGGCACAGUGAAUGUGCAGCCCGUCGCAACAAGCUCAGAUUGUCCCGAGGACUUGAAAUACGCGAAGCUGAAGCUGAGAACGGACAUCAGCUCCGGCAAAAUGUAUUCUCGCGGAUCUGGAGAGGCGACGUGGGCGACGAGUAAAGAACGGCCUCUCAGUCUGGCUGUUCAGAAACGAUACAGCGGUUGCUUGUCCAUUGCCUUUAAAGACAAGAAAGUGCUGGGAGACAAAGUGUCUGCUUUCAGUGUGUGCUGGCUGAAAGAUAUUCCGGAUGGGGAGAAUUUGAUACUCGAUCUGCCCAUCUGGAAAGGCGACUUCAAGAGGGCGACAUCAUGCUGCCUGGACCAAUGCGGAGAAAGAAUUGGAACGCUCAGUAUCAAGGUCACAUUUUGGCCGGGGAUGGGCGCCGCGCAUUCCCAAUGGGCUAAUAGCAGCGAGCAUAUACGAGAUGUUGUUGAAGUAAUCGAUGCUGCAAGAGAUAAUCUCAGAGACGAUGAUAUGGAAAGAGCCGCAGGGAUUGUGGACGAAGAAAUUUCAAGCGACAGCGAUAGCUCUGAUGAGGAUGAGUACAUACCAGAUGGUAGUGCGGAGCAUAAGCAGGGCCCCAUAGACCAAGUCCGGGAUUAUAAAAAGAGAGAUAAAGCCCUACACAGACAGCAUCGGGGCCUUAUGCAAUGGAAGGUGCCCCGAACCGCGAAAUGGGUGAAGCACAAGGUGGACAAAGUGGAAGAUAGCGUCACUGGCAUGCUCGAUCACAGAAACAAGGAAGCUGGGAUUGAGACUGAGGUGUAA
Molecule: messenger RNA, 3474 nt
Organism: Trichoderma breve
Lineage: Eukaryota; Fungi; Ascomycota; Sordariomycetes; Hypocreales; Hypocreaceae
Product: c2 domain-containing protein
Exons: 4
Coding region: 1-3474 (1157 amino acids)
Molecular function (GO): lipid binding
Source: RefSeq, a predicted model, not a curated record